Molecule: messenger RNA, 630 nt
Organism: Beauveria bassiana ARSEF 2860
Lineage: Eukaryota; Fungi; Ascomycota; Sordariomycetes; Hypocreales; Cordycipitaceae
Exons: 1
Coding region: 1-630 (209 amino acids)
Source: RefSeq, a predicted model, not a curated record
AUGACGCACUUUCCAAAUGCCCCGCCCUUUACAGGCAAGCUCCUCGACGACAUUGCCGAGUCCUCCAGCCACGAUGACGACCACCUCCUCGCCGAUUGCCAAUAUCACGACUUGGUCGACCAUUCGCCACCCCCCUACCUUCGCAGCACCUCGUCCCUAGGCCUUGGCUCCUCCUGGCCCGUCUCCUCCUCGGGACCGACGACGCGCACGCUCACGCACGACGAGAUGACGGAGUGGCGGCGGCUGCGACGCGACACGGGUCACCUGGGCCGUCUGGCGUUGCUGCGCGCGGGCGCCGUCGUCGAGCCCUUUCGGCCGACGCCGUUGGUGAGGCACAGCAGCCCGCUGCGGGACGGUAGACGCGUCCUUGCGGCGGAGGCGGAGGCGGAGGAGGAGGAGGAGGAGGAGGAGGAGGAGAAGCUGGGGGAGCAGCGGCGGCUGCCGGCAGGAGAGGAGACGCGCGGUUGGAUGAGCUGCUUGUGGGACUGGGCGGCCAGGGUUGGGAACCGGAUGAUGAGGGCGGUGAGAUUUGUGUUUGCGAGACGGAAGCGUGUCGCGCGGCGCGGCGCGGUCUGGGAUGUCCAGUACGAGCCCAAGUAUGAUCUGUUUCGAGAUGUGAGGGACUUUUGA